AUGAAGCUCUCUCUUCUUCCCAGUAUUCUUUUUACCGCCACUGGGCUGGCCGAGUUUGUUCGCGUUCCCCUACCCGAGCCAUUGGAUUGGGUGGCCAGUAAAGAGUUAAACUCGCGACACGUCUGCAAAGACUUACAUGCACCUUAUAGCCAGUACAAUGCUGAAACUUGGGCGGAUCGAGUUUUAGGCGUGUGCAACAGCACACUCUGUGGGUGCACGUCCACCCUUAGCUAUUCUGAGCUUGUACACUGGGGUAUAGAGCGUCCUUAUUGGGUUGGGCGUAUGUUUACUGGUGCCAGUACUACUGCAUUGGAUUAUGAUAGGAAGCAUGGAAUUGAGGACUCAAUUGCGUAUACCUCGACCUCUUGGGAAGAAUAA
Molecule: messenger RNA, 378 nt
Organism: Metarhizium robertsii ARSEF 23
Lineage: Eukaryota; Fungi; Ascomycota; Sordariomycetes; Hypocreales; Clavicipitaceae
Exons: 2
Coding region: 1-378 (125 amino acids)
Source: RefSeq, a predicted model, not a curated record